Messenger RNA from Saccostrea cuccullata (small rock oyster), 1641 nucleotides. RefSeq lists its product as uncharacterized. The transcript has 5 exons. The coding region runs from base 238 to 666 and encodes 142 amino acids. The record is from RefSeq and is a predicted model, not a curated record. NCBI's taxonomy places the organism in Eukaryota, Metazoa, Mollusca, Bivalvia, Ostreida, Ostreidae.
CCCACACAACACACUUCAUGACAUCCAGAUGUAACAGAAUUGCAGUAAUUGUUAUUUUAUUGGUGUCCUUGAAGAUCAGCUGAUCGCUGUCUUUUGUAUUUCAGGUGGACUUUUUAUGAAGGUUUUUGAGGAUUUACAUGCUUUUAGGAGGACAGCGAACUAAAGGACUCGGACAUCGACCCCCACCCCUAAAAGAUUUGGAGGAUGUGAUGUGAAUAACUUCAUUUGUGUGGCGUCAUGUUUACUUUUAUGAACCCGGUAGCAAACUAUGUCAGAGAAAUUCGAGUACCUUGUAAACUCGAACCGAUCGAACGACCCUCGACAACUCUCCCGUUCGUGUUUGAUUCUCAGUCGAGUUCUCGAACUCAGUCGCCGCAUUCCCCUAGAACGAUAUCAACGGCACCACCCUUAGUGUAUCCUUUUGUAAGGCGAGACAUUCCCCCUGUGAAACGUCAGCUUCAUCGGGAAAUCUUGUACUUCUUUGGACGCAAUAAAGAGUUUACUAGCAACAGGGAUGCUGUCAAAUAUUACAAAGAAUCACAUUCUCUAGGAAUUUCUGUGAAUCUAGACGAUGAGGCUUCGCGCCAACUCUUUAAGUCUUCUGCACAUUGCCCGCGACAUCGAAUAUUAUUGAAACAUCGCAGGAUUGAGAGAACUAACAAUUGACGAGGAACUUACGUGCAGAAACCAAUCUCACCGUUAUUAUAUAGAAAUUGCAUUUCUUACAGUUAUUUUCCGAUAUACAUUUUUCAUAAGUAUAGUACUGAACAAUUUUUUUGAUUCAGAAUUGAUGAAAAAAUGUGUAAAUAAUUAUAGACCUUCAGUCUAUUAAAAUUUAAGGAUCUUUGGUUUUAUUAAAAAGGUAUUCAGUUUAUGUUACUCUAUAUUUCACCCCUGCAAUUGUUUUUGAAAUAGUCUGUAAAAUCUUAAUUUUUUCAAGUUUUGUUAACUAACACAUUCGUUUGUGCUUUACAGGAACCAUAUAUAUUGAAGAAGGAACUUCGUUAUGUACUUGUAAUAUUUACAUCAUUUCUCUUUCUUCUGAACAUAAUACUCUGCAUAAAAAUGAGUACCAGUUUCACAUUGUGUCAGCAGUUGUAUUGUAAUGCAGAGUUUUACAAUUUAAUUUUGCCUUUUUGCCUCUCCUCGAUGUAGAUUUAAUUAAUAUGGUUCAUAGGAGUAUUGCGUCAUAGUUGCAAUAAUAUAACUGGAUCUUUUACGGAAGAUGUUGUUGCCCUGUGUUCAUAUCAAUUGACGCCAGCGAAAUUAUGUAUCUAGCUCCAUUGUACAUAACGUCGCCCAUCGGUGCAUAUUGACACCACGGGCGACAAUAUGUUCCUGCUGAGCCUCAUGACACACUCAAAAUAGGCGACAAAGCGCACCGUACAUGUUGGCACAUAAUAGGAUUGUGCCCAGUGACCAUAAACAGGUCCUGAUAAAUGUCUUGAACAUUUUGUUGCCAAAAGGACUGUAUUGUUCUGGAGUCAGAGAGGAAGAGCAACACAUUCUUGUAUUUUUAAUGAAUUUAUAUUACAUGUUAUUUGCAUAAUCCUCCUUUUUACCGUGCAACGUGUAUUUUGAAUAUACGUGUAAAUAUUUAUAGCAUUUUAUUGCAGCUGCUCAUUAAACAUGACAACUGUG